Messenger RNA from Dermatophagoides farinae (American house dust mite), 2156 nucleotides. RefSeq lists its product as uncharacterized. Gene Ontology annotation, cellular component: membrane. NCBI's taxonomy places the organism in Eukaryota, Metazoa, Arthropoda, Arachnida, Sarcoptiformes, Pyroglyphidae. The record is from RefSeq and is a predicted model, not a curated record.
GAUAUCGAUUGAUUUUUUUUUACUACAUUUUAGAAAUUCAAAACCCUUUUUCUUCACAAACAUGUGAUGUGUUUGUCCUUUCCACAUGUAGAUUGAACGAUUAGACAAGUGCAAAUUUAGAUAUAUUGCAAUAAUCACAAUCAUCAUUGGAUAUAAUAAUAAUAAUAAUCAUUCGAAAUAGAAUAUUGGCUGGCAGAUGUGGAUCCGAUUAUUUCCAGUUUUUUUGUUCAUUUGUUAUUCUAUUGAUUGAUUUAUUGUGUUUUCUAUUCUUGGUUUUCGUGGUACUGAAAACAAAAUUUUUCAUCAAAAUUUUCUUCAACAUUUAUAGAUCAUCAUCGAUGGUGAUAAUAAUUAUUUAUUCGUAUCAAAUUCAAUUUUAGUUUCAACAACACAAUCAACAAACAAUGUGCCCAUUCAUAUUAUUCACUUUUUUAUUCACAAUUCUAAUGUUAAUGAUUGAAAUUUCUACUGCAUUAAUAUCGGUAACAUUCAAUGUAACAACACCAGCAACAGCAACUGUAGCAGCCAUUCAAUUGCAUGAAGGAAAAAGUACACCGAUUGAAUUUCAAUUAUCAUCACCUUUUAUCAAUGAAUUAAGUGGUCAUUAUAGAUUUAUAGCUGAUCGUCCAGAUGUAGCAAAUAUUAUUGCCACCAAUAUUGAUGAUGAUGUUGGUGGUGGUAAUGAUCGUUAUGAUUUUGAAAUUAAUCCCAAGAAAAUUAUUCACAAUAAUGAUAAUGAACACCAAUAUCGUGGUCAAUUUAUUGUGAAAGGAAAUUUUCUUGGUUAUUGUCAUAUUGAAUUACAAAAACGACGAAAAACAUCCGAAUCAAUUUGGGACACGAUAAUUAAUUCAAAUUCUUUAAGAAAUAAUUAUCAAUUGAUUAUAUCGAUUAUUCGAGAUAAAGAUCUUAUUUCGAAAAUUUUCAUCUAUUCCGUUGCUAUUGUUGUUUCGAUAUCUUAUAUUAAUAUGGGUUGUGCAUUAGAUUUGCAAGCCGUUUCCGAUGUUCUACGACGACCUAUUGCACCAGCUAUUGGAUUAUUUUCACAAUAUUUUUGUAUGCCAUUGAUAUCAUUUGCAUUGGCUACAUUAUUAUUUGAAGAAACCUAUUUAAAAUUGGGUAUUUUUAUUUUUGGCUGUAGUCCAGGUGGUGGUGCAAGCAAUAUGUGGACCGUAUUAGUGAAUGGUAAUCUUAAUCUAAGUAUAACGAUGACAUUUUUAUCCACAAUGUUAUCGAUUGGAUUGAUGCCAUUUUGGCUAUAUACAAUUGGUCGUAGUAUAUUCGAAGGAACAUCGACAUCGCCACCUUUUCGAAAUAUAUUCACAACAUUAUUCACGAUGGUCAUCUUUCUGGGUAUUGGUCUUCUUAUAAAACAAUUUUUACCACGAGUUGCUGCUGUAUCACGUCGAAUAUUGGCACCAUUUUCUGGUAUAAUGAUCAUAUUUAUUAUCGUAUUUGGAACAUAUGCAAAUUUCUACAUGUUUAAAUUAAUGACCUGGCAAAUGUUGGUUGCUGCUGCCAUUAAUGUUUGGUGUGGAAUGUUUUUUGGUUUCAUAUUAGCAUACAUGUUUCGUAAACCAUUGGAAGAUAUGCUUACUAUUGCCAUCGAAACUGGUGUACAGAAUACCGGCGUAUCAAUUGUUGUUUUGGGUUUAUCAUUGGGACAACCGGAUGCAGAUUUAGCAUCAGCCGUACCAGUAGCUGCAUCAAUAAUGACACCAAUACCAUUAACAAUUGCAUGGCUAGUAAUGCGAAAACGACGAUUUAUGAAAAAAAAUGCAUCCGGUAAUGAAAUCUAUGUUAAUGGUGGUGUUGAAAAUCAUGUUAAUUUUGGUGAUGGAAAAAAUUCUGAACCAAAUUCAUUGGUAUCAUCAUCAACCAUUAGUAAUCAUUCGAGUCAAUUUCAUCAAAUUUAUAAACUCAAUUUAGAUGAUGAAAUUGUUGAAAAAAAUACAACAUGUAGUGUAUUGACAAACUCCAAUUCCAGUGAUUCAAGCCAGUAUUCAAGUAAGGCCAAUUUGAAAAUUUGAUUAUCAUUCAUCCACGAAAGCCAUGAAAAUCUUAAUCAAAUCAAAAUAUGAAUGUAUUUUUGUUGACAAAUGUAUCCAUCUGUUUUUAUUUUUGGUGUGUUGGUCUUGUUUUUUAAAAAUCAAAAA